AUGCUGGAAUGGCUCGUAGCUUUGUGUAUUGGGAUUCUGGUGGCCGUUAUUUGGCAAGCUUCGAAAUAUUUUGGUACUCAUGGCGAGCCAGACGCACUCCUCCAGGGGCUCGGAAUUUCACGGCGGCAAACGAAGGAGAGGGUCUCGGAGAGGUGCGUCUCAGACCGGGGGGUCCCGGUGGACGGUGCUAAUGCCCAAACACCGGACGGGGCUGGUGAGAAUAAAGUCCCCGCUGUUGCGCUGAUAUGCAAACCCUCGGCGCUGGCCAACUAUCUCCUCAAACACUGCAGGACUUUCAGCAAUUUCACAGCGUGCACUGGAUGGACUUGGCGGGCGAGUGCGUUUCUUCAGACCGUCUACGGCGCGUGCUGGCCGUACGAGAGCCCGGCGUAUUUCGUGCGGGACUACCUGCAGUUGAGCGACGACGGUCUCGUGGCGCUGGACUGGGCAGUGUCGGUGGCCGGUGCGUCGUACCAGAAACGGAGGAGAACCUCGAGUAAUUCCACGAGCCCCAUCCUCCUCAUCAUACCCAACUCUUUUGGGAAAAUCACUAGAAAUGUGCUGAAGGUAGCCUAAAGAAUGAAUGAUGAAAUGUCAUGCAAUAUAUGCUCAUAACCAGGCUUGUUAAAAUAAUAAUAUGCCAUUUAGCAGACGCUUUUAUCCAAAGCUACUUACAGUCAUGUGUGCAUAUAUUUUUACGUAUGGGUGGUCCCGGGGAUCGAACCCACUACCCUGGCGUUACAAGUGCCAUGCUCUACCAAUUGAGCUACAGAGGACCACCCAUACGUCUUGCUUUCUCCAGAAAAGUUAAACAGCGAUUAGUCUUAUGGUCUUAAUGGGGGCUACAUUAUGCUAAUUGUCUUGCUCCUUUUUACCUCUGCUCUGACAACAUAGCUGUUACUUAGAACAUAGCUUACAAUACUAUGGAUGUCUAUUGGGGGCUGUUGUGGACAUAGACAUAAUAUUUAUAUCAGCUCUAGACAUCAGCUCUACACUGUAAAGGGGUUCAUGUCAAUUUGACAGUAGCUUACAGGCAGCUUGGUGGCAAGGAAAAUUCUGUAUUUCAUAUAACAUUACACCUACUGUAAUAAUACGGUAUCAAAGCAAGUACUGUAUAAUGACAUGCAGUGAAAUACCAUAAAAUUGACUGUAUUAUACUGUAAAAAAGUAAAAUGCUACUGUAAUCUGAAUGAAUGGAUGGGAUGAAUGAAAUUCAUUAAGGGGAGGGGUUUGUAUUUCACAGUAUUUUACUGUAAUUAUAAGGGAUUAGUGCAAGCAGGUUGGCUGCUAGGUAAAGUGUUUCCAUAUUACAGCAUAUAAAUGAAUAUUUGGUAUUUUAUAUCACUUGCACUUCUAGAGGCCUUAACAAAGGAUUCCAUACAGGCAGCAACUACAGCGCAAAACAGACCAAAAGGACAUAACAAAAUACUCAACCAUUUAAGGUUUAAGACUUGCUGCCAUUCCAAUCUGUCCCCAAUACAAAUUGAUGGGGCACUAUAACCAGAAAGGAGUUAAAUUGUUACAGCAUUCUCACUCAUGGGUGCAACAAAUAUAGCCUCUUACAAGGCAUGCCUCAAAAUAUGCUAAUGUUUCAGAAACAAUACCGUGCACCCACUAGUGGUCAAAAGGUUUUUGGUGCUCCUAAGAUACGGUACGGUACUGUAUUCUAUGGGGUGGAAUUACAGUACUAUUUGAAAUACAGCAAUUCUUUCCCCGCCCACAACAUUUUCCCACAAUGCACCAUAAUUUACAGUAUACUGUAGCAAAACAUUUCAGAGUAUUUUACUGUUGAUAAUUCCCCAAAUUACUGUAUAAUUCACAGUUUUCCUUACAGUGUAGUUAUUAUGACUUAUUUGGUAACAUAACAAAGCCUGUCUCAUGGUCAUACAAUUCACUGCUAUACCAUUAAUUGUUGAAGGUUCAAUCUAUGAAGUUUUUUGUUGCAAUUACAUAAACAGUGAAAGUAUGUCUAAUUCAGCAUUGCAGUUGUGUAAAAAAAGGAGGUUGGACAAGAUAUGAGAAAGUACCAGUGCCAAUGCGUAUUCCCAUUGAGCAUGGGGGGCAUCUUGGUUCAAGUCAGUCUUGGCAAGCUGAGGAGGAGAGCAAGAAAGUGAACAACAAGAGCACAGUGCCAUGCGUUAAAACCAGGGCUUCAAUACAAUGAUUGUGAAGGCUUUGCUCUGCCUUGGCGGGCUGUGAGUGAAAGGAUCACAUCACUGCAGCUGCACUCCCAAUAGCCUAGUCCCAUAUCAUUUUGUGCUGUCUUGCCAACUCAUACCAUUAUCAGCAAGACAGCACAAACUGAUUUGGGACAAGACUACACUCCAAUGCCCGUUAGCCUUAUAAUGAGUCACUGUGCCCUGCGGUCCAGGCAAUGUUGCCACAUUCAAUUGACACUUUCUACCCCAAACAAAUCAAAAACACCUGCCCAAUCCACUAUAAAGUAGCCCAAUCGAGUGUAAAACCGUCCAAUCUGGCUUGCAUUGUUCCGAGCCUGAUUUAUGUACUCCGUUACUUUUGUGAGCAACAAUAAGUCACAACCUUGACUGCCAGCACCCCCUACUAGCCUAGUCUGUCAACAAUGGGAGCAUUCAUAGGCGCUGAUUCACUAUAAACAGCCUUUCAGCAAUCAGCAGAAGAAAGGGAAUUUAGACUAAGGUUUAAGUGAAUGAUUUUGUUUGUAGCCUAGUGAGAUGAGGGAGGAAGAGAUGGAAGGGGGAGAGGGGGAAAUUGGAAGAAUGAGAGAUGCGAGAGGGAGAUUUGGAGAAAGAUCAGUUCUGUCAGAUGUGACUUUACUAUUUUCUGGGAGAUGGAGAACUGAAGAAAAGGAAUUUGGAGUAAAAGUUCAAGUGAAUGAUUUUUAUGUCUGUGGUCUAGGGAGAUGGGGGAAGAAAGAGAGAGGGGGAUAGGUGGGAGAUAGAGAGGGAUAUGGGAAGAAAAAGAGAGGGGGAUAGGUGGGAGAUCGAGAGGGAUAUGGGAAGAAAAAGAGAGGGGGAUAGGUGGGAGAUCGAGAGGGAUAUGGGUAGAAAGAGAGAGGGGGAUGGGUGGGAGAUAGUGAGGGAUAUGGGAAGAAAAAGAGAGGGGGAUAGGUGGGAGAUCGAGAGGGAUAUGGGUAGAAAGAGAGAGGGGGAUGGGUGGGAGAUAGUGAGGGAUAUGGGAAGAAAAAGAGAGGGGGAUAGGUGGGAGAUCGAGAGGGAUAUGGGAAGAAAAAGAGAGGGGGAUAGGUGGGAGAUCGAGAGGGAUAUGGGUAGAAAGAGAGAGGGGGAUGGGUGGGAGAUAGUGAGGGAUACAGGAAGAAAGAUAGAGGGGGAUAGGUGGGAGAUAGAGAGGGAAAUGGGAAGAAAGAUUGAACUAAAGGUGAAUUCUGUCAGAUCUGACUUUCCUUUUUCCUGGGAGACUGUGUGAGCAUCACAGCGAGACAGAGGGUGAUGGGAUGAAAGGAAGAAAGAGAGAGCGAGAGGUAGAAAGAGAAAGAGAGAGUGAGUAAAGGCAAAUUCUGUUAGAUGCGUCAUUUUUCUUUUGUCUUUCUGGGUCAGCUCCAAUUGUGUGUGUUUGUGUGUGUGUUUGUGUGUGUGCAUGAGUUAGGUAAUGACAGCUUUUGUGGGUGGUGCUUAGGAGGUUCUGUCACUGAGGCAUUGUGAGGUGACACCAAUUAAGACUGCACCUUUCACAGCAGAGAAACGACCCACUGCACACAGCUUUGUGUGUGUGUGUGUGUGUGUGUGUGUGUGUGUGUGUGUGUGUGUGUGUGUGUGUGUGUGUGUGUGUGUGUGUGUGUGUGAAAGAGGGAUUCUGAAAGAGAGAGAGAGAGAGAAAGAGAGAGAGAAGGAGAGGGAGAGAGAGAAAGCAGAUAAGAAGAGACUGGGAGAGGAAGAGAGAGAGAGCGAGAGGAUAACAUGAGACAGUGAGAGGAGAGAGAGAGAGAGAGGAUACGAAGAGCCAGGGAGAGGUAGAGCGAGAUAAGGAGAGAGAUGUAUUUUGAGAGAGAGAAAUCAGUGUGUGUUUGGGCAUCAUUCUUUCUAGAUGAGACAUUGUCAUCCUUUUUCAUAAUGAGAUUGUCUUUGUUUUACCCCCUCCCACAUUUUAUGUUAGUUGGGUGUAUACUGUAGCUUAUAGGCCUACAUUACAUCACAGCAAACUCACACACCAUAGAAGUGUCUAGAAACAGAUGGUGAAUGGCAGGUGUUACAGCUUGCGUCCCAAAUGGCACCCUAUUCAAUAUGUAGUGCACUAUAUAGGGAAUAGGGUGCCAUUUGGGAUGCAUCCCUAUUCUUGCUCGGUCUUCCUGGCCUGGCUAUACAGUAUGCAAAGUAUGCAAAGUUUGUGGUGGAUGAUUUGUUAUAGGACAGUUAUAGGUUUUAUGCCCUCUCCCUCCCUGACGGCCCUGAGUUGUAGCCAGCUUUGUUUCAUUCCAAAAAUGUUUUAACAUUAACUUCCAAAUGCAGAUCUGAGACGACUGGGUUGGUAUAAGCAUUGAGCUUCAAAUAGUUUUCACCAUAUUGCUUUCGCCUAUCCAGUACUGUCAGAUCUGUGAAGGAGAUUAGAGAAGGACCGAGAGAAGGGAGGGAACAACAUGGUGGAGUGAAAUGGGUCCCAUGACUCCUGUAUGCUCUCUUUAAGGUCAGACAUAGAGCCAAAGGUGAGCUCACGUCUGAGUGUGGAUUUUACAGCCUGGUGUCCAGACACAGGACACCAUACUGUCUACUACACAUUUAUUACACAAUUAGUCAAGACAGUGAGUAAGACUGAACUAUGGUAAAUCGGAGCUAGACAAAUGCCUAAUUCAUAAAACACACAUUCUGUGCAUUCUUCAAAAUGAACCCUGUCUUCCAACAUGGCAGAAGUCCAAGUUCUGUGUUAACUCACGCAUUGUUGCACUGCUGUGUAAGUUGCUAUAAGCAUUUAAUCAAAAUAGUAAUGCUGAUGAUGAACUUGACUGUGAUACCCAUCCAGUAUGAUGACUUUGCCUCUGCGUUUAAAAGUGAUGAUGUCAUUUCUACUUCCUCUAUUUCUACGGUUGGUCGAGUCAGAGACAAGUACAUUUGGUCUUGUUCACAGAGCUGUGUUCAGGCUGAAUGGUGGACCUUUAGUAUUUGUGGGAGUUUGUGAGAGUUUGGCAUCGUUCGUCUGAAGAAUGUGGCAGUGUGUAAAUGUGUGUGCAGACGCAUGUGUAGGAGUGUGUGCAGGGGUGUGUACAGGAGUGUGUGUGGCAGAAUGUACUGUAGGUGUUUGUGCGGGCGUGUGCAUGCUUCUGAGUGACAGUGUGUAGGUGUGUGUCUGCGACUAUACAGGCAUGAGUUUGUGUGUGUGUGUGGGCGUGUGCAUGAUGCCCUGUUUCUCGGGUCUCUGUGACAAGAAUUCCUCAUUGGCUUGACACUGGCAGCACAGUCCAGAGGGAAAACAAAUGGAGGACUGGAGCAAAGUUAACCUGCUUUAUACCUUACCAUCAUGUUGGAAAACAGCUGUACUUCAAUGACACAGAGAGAGAGAGAGAGAGAGAGAGAGAGAGAGAGAGAGAGAGAGAGAGAGAGAGAGAGAGAGAGAGGGAGAGAGAGAGAGAGAGAGAGAGAGAGAGAGAGAGAGAGAGAGAGAGAGAAGUGUGCUCUUGCAGGUUUUUCAGCUCUUUAAAUAUUUAAUGCAGUAAUCUGUUACACCUCCUCUUGGUCUCUCUAGUCUCUAAUCAUUGUCUUCUCAUAGCUCUGUGAAGCUGUACAUUCAUACUCUGUGUGUGUGUUUGAAAUGGCACCCUAUUCCCUUUAAAGUGCAUUACUUUUGAUAGGGAAUAGGAUGCCAUUCCAGAUGCAGCUUGUGUUGGUGUUGUUACAGUUCAUAGUCAGUUGAAACAUUCAAUGUUGUAUUAGAUUUAUGUAGGGCUUUUCCAAAGACCUCACAUACUCUGACCUCACAGUUCAUAGUCAGUUGAAACAUCAUGCAUUAAUGGAUUAAUGUAUGCAAAUAUUGCUUUUACAUUGACCUAACACUAUGUGAGCUCACACUGACCGCUGUGUCGCCAUCUGUCUGUCCCUCUGCUACCUCCAGCUUUGAUGAUGUAACAGUUCAUACUGUAGUGAGGUGAAACAUGUAAUGAUGGAUUGGACUUUACUGCUAUGUCAGUUCAAUUCAAUAAAGGUCUUUAUUGUCAUGAAUUACAUUAUGUUCUGUUUCCUGUCCUUCAGCUCUGUGAGGUGGCGUUGUCCCACGGCUACCUCCCCGUGGUGUUUAACCGGCGCAGCCACAACGCCACCCCCCUCAGCACCGUCAGGCUGCAGCAGUUUGGCGACCCAGGGGACCUACGCGAGGCCGUGCGUUACGUCCGUUACCGGCAGCCCGUGAGCCGGCUGUACGCGGUGAGUGAGAGCACGGGGUCCGGCCUCCUCCUCUCCUACUUAGGAGAGUGUGGUUCAUCCAGCUACGUGACGGCCGCCGCCUGCCUCUCGCCAGUGUUCCGCUGCCAGAGCUGGUUCGAGAACGGACCCAUCUGGCCUCUCCACUGGGCUCUGGUGACUUACCAGAGGAUAUGUCUCAGCAGGUAAGGGAUGGAGGGAAGGGGGGAUGGAGAGGGGAGGAGAGGAAGGAAGUGGGGAUGGUGGGAGAGGGGAAGAGAGGAAGCGAGGGGGAUGAAGAGAGAGGGUAGGAAGGAGUGGAAGCGAGGGGGGAUGGAGGGAGAGGGGAGGAGAGGAAGGAAGGGGGGAUGGUGGGGAGGGGAGAGAGGAAGGGAAGGGGGAUGGUGGGAGAAGGGGAAGAGAGGAAGCGGAGGGGGAUGAAGAGAGAGGGGAGGAGUGGAAAGGGCGGGGGGAUGGAGGGAGAGGGGAGGAGAGGAAGAAAGUGAGGAGAGGGAGGGGGAGGGGAGGGGAGAGGGGAGGAGAGGGGAGAAGGGGAGGAGGAAGAGAGGGGGGAGGGAGGGAGGGGAGGGAGAGAGGGGAGGAGGGAGGGAGGGGGGGGAUGGAGGGAGAGGGGAAGGGAGGGAGGGAGGGGGAAAGGAGGGAGGAGGGAGGGAGGAGGAGGGAGGGAGGGAGGGAGAGGAGGAGGGAGGGAGGAGAGGAAGAGAGAGGGAGGGUGGAGGCGAGGAGGAGGAGGAGGGAGAGGGGAGGAGGGAAGGAGAGGGAGGGGGGAGGAGAGGCGGAGGAAGGGAGGGGAGAGGAAGAAGGGAGGAGGGAGGGAGGGAGGAGGAGGGAGGGAGGGAGGGAGGGGGAGGGAGGGAGGGAGGGAGGGAGGGAGGGAGGGGGACAAACACACAGGGUAGGGAGAGGUUAGGGAUGGAAAGGGAGGGAUGGAGGGCGAGGGGAGGGUGGAGAGAGAGAGAGAGAAACCAGAUUGAGAAGUGGAGAAGAAAGGGAAUGAUGUCACAUACCCUGAUAUUAUAGGAUUUGAUUAAAAUACAAUACCAUAACCAUGGCAACCGCUGCCCACUGUGGUAUUGAUCUAGCGGGGCAUCGGGACCCUUGUGGUUUCACAAUCAAUGCUAACAAGGAUGUUAUAGAGCCAUGCAGCUCUUCUAGAUUGAUUUACUGAUUGUACUUGUUUGUGUGUGGGUGUUGUGUGUGUGUCUCUCUGUUUGUGUGUGUAUGUGUUCAUGAACAUGUGUGUGUGUGCUUGUCUGGGUAUAUCUAGGUACAGGACAGUGCUGGGUGAGACAGUGCACACCGACGCCCUUUUCUCCAGCUGUUCCCUGCGUGGCCUGGAGGAGGUGCUGUUCUGCCAGCCGCCUGGCCCUAAAGGUGCCCCGGCCCUAGCAGCGGGCACCAGCAGCAGCAGUGGGGGAGCCUGGGAGGCCUACUGGGAACGCAAUGAACCCCUCCGGGACGUAGACGAAGUCGCCAUCCCUGUUCUGAGUGUCUGUGCUCAGGAUGACCCUAUCAGAGGAGACCCCCAGUCCACCCUACCCCUGGAACUCUUUGAGAGCAACCCCCACUUCUUCCUGUUGCUGACCACCAGAGGGGGACACUGUGGCUUCAACACCAAGGAAGGGAGCGCUUUCUCUGAGGGAGGGACCUUUGGAGGGACCCCUGGGACUAGCUGGAGCCACCGGACCCUGCUGGAGUUCUUCAGGGCCACCACAGACUUCAUUGCAGCUGAGGAGAGGGCUAAGCAGGCUGCCAGACGGAGGGGCAUGGGGGGUAGUAGCCAAGGCAAAGCCUUCAGACAUCGUAGUGUUAGUACCUGUAAGAGGCUGCCCGCAUGCUCACAUAAUAUACAUGCUAUCUACAACUGGCAGAGGUCUUAUACACGAUGA
Coregonus sp. 'balchen' is the source of this 8233-nucleotide messenger RNA. Lineage: Eukaryota; Metazoa; Chordata; Actinopteri; Salmoniformes; Salmonidae. The record is from the annotation of a GenBank genome assembly.